This is a messenger RNA of Eriocheir sinensis (Chinese mitten crab), 10356 nucleotides long. RefSeq names its product serine/threonine-protein phosphatase 4 regulatory subunit 4-like. The coding region runs from base 365 to 3682 and encodes 1105 amino acids. Gene Ontology annotation, molecular function: protein phosphatase regulator activity. The transcript has 18 exons. Gene Ontology annotation, cellular component: protein serine/threonine phosphatase complex; cytosol. The record is from RefSeq and is a predicted model, not a curated record. Lineage: Eukaryota; Metazoa; Arthropoda; Malacostraca; Decapoda; Varunidae.
CUCAUACGCAAGAGUGGAGGAAGGGUGUGUCGGUGCUUACAGGGAGCCUACAACCAGACAUAAACCGUGUGUACCUCCAUUAUUAAACCACACACGCUUACUUGAACAUCCAGAGAGUGACCAAGAGAGAAAAUAAGCCCUCUGGAAGUACUACAGACCCGUAAUUAUUCGUAUAUCGCCGGAAACUUUGGUAAAAUGAACGUGACCGCAACACCUUGGUAAGUAAGGAAGGAAGGAAGGAAAAAGGAAGAAAGAAGGAAACAAGGAAGAGAGAAAACAAGGGAGGAAGACGGCACCAUUAUGCCUCCUCUUCCCCUUCUUCCUCCUCCUCCUCUUCUUCCUCUUCCUCCCCUGAUUUAAGAGGAUGAACAGCCCACCGUUGGAAGGAGGAGAAGGACCUUGCGAGAUCCUGCAGGAUGCGGGACAAGGUGGACUAACUCUUCUAAACAGUGGAGAAGGAAGACUCGAAGCAAGGAUUGAAGGAAGGACCGGCAGUGGAGGGGGAGGGGGGAAGGUAGGGGGUGGAGGAGUGGAGGAUGUGGGCAUUGGGGGUAUGGUGACGGGGUUGGAAGGGGGGCAGGGGUGGCAGGGAGGGGGGCCGAGGGUAGGGAACACGGCACAAGACGCCCUCUCCCUGCUGCAAGGCGAUCUGGUUCCUCAUACGAAUUUCACGCACACCUUUCUGAAGAGUAUCCUGACCUCCAUUGACAGCAAGGACCCGGUGGUGGCGAACGCGUGGCUUGAGACUCUACUGGAUGUGAUAGAUCUGCUUCCUCGAGACGUGAUCAGGGAGGAGAUCCUCUCCUUAGCCGUAACCAAAGGACAGUCACAGCAAGUGUCCGCCCGACUGGCCGCCUGCAAGCUCAUAGGAAAGAUCGCCACCAAGUUUGAGCCUUUUUUACUGAAGACCGAGGUGGUGGGCGUGGUGCAGAGUCUGUGUCAGGAUGUGUGCGGGGAGGUGCGGGGCAGCAUGUGCGGCCAGCUGGCGGCGGUGGCGAGGGGGCUAGGCCUGGACGCCACCAAGACACACAUCCUCCCUGAGCUGGUGGACCUGUGCUCGGACGAGGAGACAAGCGUGAGGCUGGCCGGGAUUAACACUGUGGUCCUGAUGAUUCCGCUACUUGAUGAUGAGACAAGAGUGGGAACGCUGGUGCCCCUCGUGAAGAAGGUGUGCGAGAGGGCGCUGAGGGUGGAAGAUGCGUCGCUGCCUGUCACCGCUCACCUCCUGGGUCGUCUGUGUCACGGGCUGCACGAUGAGCUCACAGAGGAACAGAAGAGCUGGUUCCUUAACUUCUACUGCACCCUGGCCAAGCUGGGACUGCCCGACUGCAAGAAAACUGAGCUGCCUAUGCCAGACUUGGUUGCCGAGGUUCGCAGUGGAGAAUACGAGGCUGAGUGUCGGCAGCAGUGUGCGUACAACCUCCCGUGUAUGGUGGCGUUCGCUGGCGGCUCAACCACCUACCGCACCAGCCUCCACUCCACUGUGUCCUCCCUCCUCACCGACCCCAGCCACCAAGUGCGGGUGACGGUGGCGGCUGCGUUCCAUCAGCUCUGCACUCUGGUGGGGGCUGAGGUGGGGCUGCUGAAGGAAGGGCUGCUGCAGUUGUUAAGGUCUGACAGCCUGGAGGUACUGGCCGCCCUCACCCCUAACCUCCCAAACAUCAUCUCCACCAUGCAUCGCCACAACGCCAUCGCCCCUCAGUCUCCGCGUGGGGAGCUCCUGGAGGUGGUCGGGGCGGUGAAGCAAGGCGAGGAGACCAUCAGCAUCACCAGCAUGUGGCGGGUGCAUGCCGAGUGCCUGACCCAAGCCGCAGCGCUGGCCCCCUGCCUGCCCCCGGACCUGCUCUUCACCCAGCUUGUGCCCCUCAUGGUGGUCAGGAUGCAGACAGCCAGGCCCAUACCCUGCCGCCUUGCUGCCGCCAGGACCCUGCUAGUGUUCCUAGACCACAUGACCUCCACGGAACACAGGGAACACAUCUGCAACACCCUCAUCUCUGAGUUUUGUGAGGGCAACAGCUGCCACAAGAGGAUGCUGUUCCUUAACAUUGCCACGAUGAUCCUCGAGAUGUUCUCCAAGCUGUUCUUCAAGACGUACUUCUUCAGGCCACUCCUCUCCCUGCACAGUGACCGAGUUCCCAACAUUCGUCUGAAGCUGGUAACACUGCUACCCCAGAUGAAGGCCACACUCUCCCUGCCAGAGGACAAGACCAGACUGCAGGAGCUGGAAACAGUGGUGGGCAGCCUCCUUGUGAGCGAGGGCGACCGUGAUGUGUCUGCGGCCGUCUCCACCACCAUCAGCCUCUUGGACAAGAUUGAGGUGUGCGAGAGUCAGAGAGGGUCUCCAGAGGGUGAAUCAGCUGGGCAGGAGGGAGAGGACGAGAGGAAGGAGAAGCAGGACCAAAGAACAAUUGGAGACACAAAGGGCGAGGAGAAGAAGUCUGGAGAGGGAGGCAAGAACAACAACAGGGGCGAGGGGGAUACGCUCGGUGAGAGGCGCUCAGCAAACCGUUCGUCCAGCCGGCGCAGCACAUCGGGGGUGACGCGCCUGCCGCCCUACCUAGAGAGACGCCGCAGCAACUCGCAUGCCCCCAAGCAGCCGCCAGAUGAACCCACCAUCCUGCGCCUGACGGCCCUCGACCCCUCCACUGAUGAGUUCCUGGUGGACGCCGGCAUCAGGAUCGACGAGUCUGUAAUCCGCAGCCGCUUACCGGGGCCCCAGACCUCACCCCGCCUUGCCCGCUGGCGCCCCAACGAGCGGCCAUACCCGGGCCCUGCCCAGGACACCCUCGACCCCAAGGCCCGCCCCGGCUCACGAUUACGCCAGCCUACUGUAGUGGCUGCCAGCCGCAUCCCCGCCCCACCCGGGGCCCUCGGUCACCUGUCCGAGAGCCAUGAGACCACCCUGCGCAAGAGUGAAGGGGCCCUGGACCAGCGCCGCCGCAACCAGGGCCCCACCAGCUCAGGCGGCCCCAACACUGUGGUGACACGACUCAGGCCACCCCAGCGCCCCGGCCGCCCUGCCUCCACGGUGGCCCCCUCGCCCUCCCAUGGCCCCCUCACCUCCCGCACCAAGUCCCUUAGCCACGAAAACCUGCGUACCUCCCCCUCCCGCCUGGCCCUGCCCUCCUCCCCCACCCUGUCCCCUAACUCUUCCCGCGCCGCCUCCCCGCACACCUCCCCACAGGAGGAGGGCCGCCCUCGCACCCUCAACGUGGCCGGGUCACGUCUGCGGCAGCCACAGGUAAGAACGUCGCGUGGCCGCGGCUCACGCCCCACCAGCUGCAGCUCUUCCCCUGGAGGGUCACGCUGCUCCUCCCCAGGGCUGGAUGGCCCCGUGGGGGGGUUUGGCCGUGGCAGCCGUAGCGGCAGCCGUGCCAGCAGCACCAGCUCAUCCCCGGCCACCUCCCGCUGCUCCUCACCUGCUGGGGAGGAGCUCCGGCCCUUGGGCCGGGCACCCCAGCACCGGGGCAACUCCUCCACCCCCAGGAACGGCUCUUCCUCCCGGCCUGUUCGACGCACCUCCAGCACCUCUCUACAGGAGCAAGUAACCACCCCUCCUUCCCCUGGGCCACCCCCCCGCCAGCCACACCUCCAGGGCUCAGCCAUCCCCAAGCCGUCGUCCGCCUCCAGGACCAAGCCCGGCACCAGCAAGCUGCCGCUGCCCAUGACCACCAAGAGUUAAGGCAGCCCUCAGCAUGGUGCGCAGGGCCCCUCACCACCGCAGGGAGGCUCAGGCAGGGCCACAGAUGCCCUAUUUAAUGCAUGGCCCUGCACACCAUGCCCCUAGUCCCUCUAGUCAGCAAGAUGGUGGGUCACUCACCCUAACCAGCAUUACUGAGGGCAGUGAUGCAGGAAGAGGCACCUACACCCCAUCCGGCCCAGUGAGACCGUCAGUGUAGUGUGUUGGGUGGCGACCUGUGUAUAUCCCUGCCUCCUUGUCCCCGCCAGGCUCCACGGCACAAUGUAGGUGUUUGUCUGUUGUUUCAGUUCUUAUGGGCGCUGGCACGGCAGGUGGAGGACCUGGUGAUGCAAGACCUCCUCCAGGUGUGGGGUGGAUAGCUGGUCCCUGAGGAGGCUGCAGGCAGGAGUGGUGCAUGGAAAACAAGUCUCUGCUAGUGUUGCUUAUCACACACACACACACACACACACACACACACACACACACACACACACACACACCCUCCUGCUUGCCAGUAGCUCUCCCACCACAAGACAUAAUUUAAGGUAGGCAUUACAGGAAGAUUAAUUACUGAAGCUGAACUAGACAAACAAACAAAGUAGUACAUAAUAAUAAAUGGCUGCAGUAUGCUCAGUGAUGUAUACUUUAUAGUCUAACAUAUAAAGCACUGUUAUUUAAUGCAUCAGAGAGGAUUAAUUAAGGGAAGGGUAACAGAAUAAACUUGUAUGUGCUAAAGGAAAAGUUAUCAUAUGUGCCAAUGGUUUCUGUCUGGCCCGAAGGAAUUAAUAAUGUUCUAAGGCAAGGGCGUGGCCUCAGAGUAUUCUUCCUCCUCUAAUCAGUACGACAAAUUGCACAUUAUUGGGUUGGUAAUUGCUGUUCAGUGUUCAUGUUGCAAGGUUAGUUAUGCAUUCUCCUCCUCCUCCUCCUUCUCCACCCAUGCCACUUGAAGUUUAGAUGAAAGGAUUGUUUGACCAAGUUGUUUUCAGUUUGUGUUUGAAUGAGAGUGAACUGCAGUGUGUGUGUGUGUGUGCGUGUGAAAGAGAGAGAGAGAGAGAGAAGUGUAAUAUAUUUUUUUUUAUUUACAAAGAAUGAGAGGGGUAGGAUUUGUGGGAGGUGAACAAAGACAAAAACAGCUUAAUUUUUGCCAUUUCUUAAAAGUAUAGCAGUUAUUGAAUACCAAAACAAAAGAAUAGCUCCAUCAUCUUUACUGCUUCAUACCUACGUAAAUGAACAAACAAGUUUUUAGCUGUACCAUAUCCUCAACCCCAGCAAGAUAGUGAAAGAUACCACAAUGUCAACACUGAACAGCAAACAAAAACUGAUCAAAAUGUGCAUAUAUUCCUAAAGUAUUUAAGUGCUUAUUGCAGUAUUAUUUCCAGCAGACCUGAAUGAGGGAGACGAGAAGGAAAGUGAAGGAAAUAUGGUGUUGCAGGGUCAGGGGUUUGUUGGUUAAUUCAUACGCACCAUUUCAAUUAUUACCUGUUCUGGCUACUGACCCCCAAAAAUGUUCACACUAAUAUAACAGCUUCUUCAUUCUGUUCCACUUGGCUGUUUUGAUAUACUCGGCUUAUUUUCAUCUGCAGGGUAAAUCGAGACUGCAAUCAAAAAUACGUUUCUUCAAUAUGUUAUGAAUUAUUGAUAGUGACGAAUAAUGAAAUAGAUUAACUAACACAGAGACAAAAAAGAAUGUGAGGAGAGAGGAAGAGAAAAGAAAAACAAAAUUGAAGAGAGGGAUGGAAAGAAAAGUCCAUAUUGAGAAAGAAAGUAAAGUAAGAAAACAAGAGAAAGAAAGAGCAAAUGAAGGAAAGAAAAAGAGAAAGAGAGAGAAAAAAUUAAUGAAGCAGCUGCCCUUAAUAAUUCCCACUAUAAACAGCGCCAGAUCGUACACCGGUAUCUGAUUGCAAUAUAUUUUCCCCAGCGGACAAAAAUAUGUUACAGAGAGAGAGAAAAUAAAAAACAUGACCUGAUGGAACACUUAUGAGGAAGCUAUAUUAACUGAAGUGGCUUUACAUGCAGAUUGGAGUGGAAUGUGUUAAUUAGAAUGGCGAAUAUGGAUUAGCCAAACACACCCCAUCUCCCUUUGUGCAGGUGUCAAAUAAAGGUGUGCUGGUCUCGUUAACUCUAAAAAAUAUCAUAGUAAAUAAGUAACGUCUAAGAACCAUGCUGAGUAAUCUAUAUAUACAUGAGACAAUUACUGUUACUUUAUCUCUACUCGGUGCAACAAAGAAAUGGUGUUACGUACUUUAUAUUUUUAGUGGGUCAUGUGUGAAUCUUGCCUCGAAAACUGUGGUGCGUAUUUUUAAACAUAUCAGUGUCCUAUUACGACUAUUUCCCAAGGCCGCAGAGAAGAUUAAUAGGGUGUUUUUUCCGCUCAUGAUGCAGAAACCAUGUAAAAUUAUCCCUAGCAUCACAAGACAGUCCUUGGAAAUCCCAGCAACUUUCACGAGAGGCUUUUCAGACAAGGGAACUGAAGCGCUGAUAUGUUUAAAGGUACGGGCUUAUGGAAGAGACAAAGGUUGGUGUUUAUUUAUUGUUAUGCAGUGGUCGAGGAACCCCGGCAUACUCACAGUCAUUACUAGGUUGUACAAGUCAGUCCUCGGAGGGAAGCAUCUGUACCGCACUCCACGUGUUAGGAAGAGAGUGGAAUGUAUAGGGUGUGAUUCUGAAUUUGUAUAACGGCAUUGUGGUUAGGGGCAUAUAUCAGGAAAAAGAGCUCUGCAACUCACUCCACAUGUUAGGAAGAGAGUGGAAUGUAUAGGGUGUGAUUCUGAAUUUGUAUAACGGCAUUAGGAUCAGCAUCAUUUAUUAGGAAAAGUGCUUCGUACCUCUCUCUGCGUUUAUAAGGAAGAGUGGAAUGUGUAAGGUGCGAUUCUGAAUUUGUAUAGUUUCAUUAGGAUCAGCAUAUUAGGAAAAAGUGCUUCGUACCUCGCUCUUCAUUUAUAAGGAAGAGAAUGGAAUGUAUAGGGUAUGAUUCUGAAUUGUAUUGUGGCAUUUUGAUCAGUGGGGUUUAUCUGGAAAAAGAACUCUGUAAAAAGAAGAUUGUAGAUGCCAUUGUAAUUAAUAACACUUAUACAUUUAUCAAGAAAAGAAAUAGCAGAGAAAAAUAGAACUGUGUAAAAAGGAGCUAUGGUCAAAAUGCUGUUUUUAUGGUCUAUUUAUGUCUUUAUUUAUCAUUAUUUAUUUUUUUUAUUUAUUAUAUUUUUCUUUUUUGGGCAGUUAUAUUCUUCCCUCGGCUCUCAAGUUUACAUAGCAUACACUUCAUGACAUUGUUCCUUGUGCCGACUCAGUGCAUCAGCUACAACACAUGAUAUUUUUUUCUCUCGAGGUAAAGUGUUUUCCCUCCGAGGCUAUACUGAAGAUUCUCACUGUGGAUAGAAGGCAAGUGUACACAACAGUAUUAAUUCAUUUAUUCUUCUUUUUAUCAUGUGUGUGUGUAAGACGGAGGAUUAUGUGCGCGUCAGUCAGUUUUCCUUUUUUUUUUUUCAAGUGUGCCGUUUUGAAAAGUAAAUUAUAGGUUGAUUAUUUAUACUUAAUCUCAUUUGUUGUGUUCACUUCCUCAGGUUCGAGAAGGGACCGAGAAAUGCGAGUCCGAACGUGCAGUAUUUAUCGUUUUAUCUUGUGCUCCGUGCGUUUACAAAGGGGGUUAUUUAUUUGUGCAAUUUACCUCAAAGGAAUCUCUAUAUAUUUUCUUACUCCCCGCCAGUACAAAUAUUUAUGUUGAGGGUCUCUUGUUUCCAGUACGCGUCGCUCCCAGCUCCUCCCAGACCAAGUUAUUGGGACGUUUUCUUUAGGCGAGAGUGUUUGAAUCAUAAGAGUAUUACAUUUAUCAUAAGUUUUUUGUAUUUGUUAUCUCUCUGUUCUGCCUUACUCUCUCUGUUCUGCCUUACUCUCUCUGUUCUGUCUAACUCUCUCUGUUCUGUCUUUUCUCUUUCUGUUCUGUCUCUAUAUCUAUCUAUCUUCCUAUCUAUCUAUCUAUUUAUGUAUCUAUCUCCAGGUCAUUAUUUAUUUUACGUUAUAGGAAAAUCACAGCAGCUAUUGCCAUAUUUUUUUAAGAACCUCAAAUUUAAUAUAUCUUCACACCUCCCUAAGAAGAUAUUUAUACUUUUUUUUUUUUCACUUUAUUGACGAUUGACUUUUUUUUACGGCAUUCAUAUCACUCACUCCUUUAUUUCAAUGGCGAUUUGCUUUUUUCGUCAUUCAUAUCACUUACAAAAAUUAGAUCAUUCUGUUAUUAUUCCUUUGCUUUGUGGCUGUUUCACUCUUUCCCAUCACAUCACUUACACUCAAAGAUCGCACUCGGUAGUCACGGCUGUAAUCUCUCAUUUUGCAUUCACUGGAUAACCGUAAAUUCAACUAGGUCACCAAAUUGAACAGCUACUUUUGCUUUGCUUUCCUAUCGACACAAACCCUAUAACUUCUUUUUUACAUGCUGUUCCUCACUCCUCUUCCUCGUUCUCAAAUCCACAAACAUAUCUCUUUCACAGUUUUCACUUCCUUUCCUUCUCAUUCUCAAAUUCAUUAAUACCGCAUUGCUCAUUCAAUACAUCAAACAUCCCUCUCAUACUGCAUUCAUUACAUUUCCCCAAAGUCAAUCCACAAACAAAUCUUUUUCACAAUAUUCACUUUUUUCCUUCACUUGACAAAACUGCACUCUUUUUGCAUUGCUUUCACAUUAUAUCUGCCUAUUCAGCGUAUCAGACAACACAUAUGUACAGACAAGCUCAUAACAAACAGCUCUUCACUCACACAAACCCUAUACAUACACUUAACAAAAUUUCCCCUUUAGUAUUGCUUUCAUAUUAUCUCUUUGCCUAUCAGCGCAUCAGACACCACAUAAGCAUAGAGAGGCUCAUGACAAACAGCACUCAUUCUCACAGCCAAACCCUGAUACUCUACAUAUUUUUGCACGUAACCUAUACAUGCAUCAAUGACUAUGAGUGGGUUAGGGCACAUCGUAGGGGUCGUAGCUUAACUAUCUUUCGACUUGAGGCUGUUGUCGUAAAGAGGGAGGUCUGUGGCUCACUAGUAUAUAGAAAGAAGCGAGAUUUGUAGGUUUCUUGUAAUUCUGAGGUGAGGAGUUUGUGUUUCUGGCUUGGCUGGUGUAGGUUGUGACUUUCAUGCUAGAGUCUGUCUUUAGGAGUAGAGGCAUUCUCCCUUUUUUUUUCUCUGUCUAUUUAUCUCUUUUUCUCUCAUCUGGGUGCUAGUAUGCAGUGUAAGCAAGACUGAUGGUGGUAUUUGCAAGUUUAUACAUAUCUAUUUUAACUAUUUAUAACAGUAUAUAAUUAUACGUAAGUGAUUAUCUAUACCUGUAUGGAUGUAAGAUUAGUCGAGAUGUUAGUAAGAUUGUUUUGUUUUUCUAUUAUUAUUAUUUAUUAGUUACAUGCACAGUUAUAGAAGCUGUUUUGGAGUUAUUGUUUUCUCAUAAGGAUUACAGAGCUGGAUAUGCAGUUGUUGUUUAUUUGGUAGGAAGGUUCAGGAAGCAAAGUUACACCUGUGGUUUUAGUUUCAUAAAUAAGCUUGCACCAUGAGUGUGUGUGUGUGCAGGUAGAAGCAGCUCAAAAUAAGGUAAUAAAGCAAAUAAAUCAACAAUCCAUAUAUCAGGAGUGUGCUAACAUGGCUCAACAGACUAAAUUAUAUCUAAAGAAUAGUUUAAUCCUUAGACGGCGGUGGAACUAUGUACAGACGAUCCAAAAUUCAGUCAGUCAGUUUUGUAUGCCAGAAAUAUAACAACACUUCCAGAUUGCGGUAGAAUCUAUACAUAGACAAUAGUUAAAACAUCUAUUAUGCAGCGUAACUAUUUAUGCUACGGUCUAAGGUCGGCAGUGACUAUAUAUAGACCAUUCAAUUUUGCGGAGCUACUCUUCAAAUACAGCUGCCGUCUAAGGGUUCAUAUAUAUUUACAUUCAUUAUUCAUGUAAAAGUUGAUUUCGGGUAAGAGUCGAGGCCCCACACACAAAACGGGGAUGUAUGUAUUAUUUACCAGGCAGGAAGUGUAUUAGUGUCAAUGGUGUUUAAUCAGUAAGGAAGAACCAACCAUCUUGACUGUGACUGAGUAGCUAAAGAAACUAUUGUACGUACAUGGGAGAAAUAAUGACAAAUGAGAACAACCUGUGUAUUACUAUGUGAAUUAUCAAGCGGUGUUAUGAUGAGCUUUCUAUCAAUAUUCUGGUGUUUAAUCAUUUAAGGAAGAACCAACCAUCUUGACUGUGACUGAGUAGCUAAAGAAACACGUACGUACAUGGGAGAAAUAAUGACAAAUGAGAACAACCUGUGUAUUACUAUGUGAAUUAUCAAGUAGUGUUAUGAGGAGCUUUCUAUCCUCUCAUCACGACCCUUGAUUAUGUUCACCGUUAUCACACUGUUGCUUCACCACCAGACGCCGGGCCAGUCAUCUGUUACGUGGUUGUCUAUCCCCCAAGACUACCAACACAACCCUGGGAUAUACAGAAUUGGUUGUACAGUCGACUCCGAGGAAUAUAGUUAUGAUUGAGGGAUAACUUAUGCCUCUGAAAAGUAAUAUCCAUGCCAAAAUUCACCCCCCACAAGGAUACGAUUAUGUUAGAUUGAGGGAUAACUUAUGCCUCUGAAAAGUAAUAUCCAUGCCAAAAUUCACCCCCCACAAGGAUACGAUUAUGUUAGAUUGAGGGAUAACUUAUGCCUCUGAAAAGUAAUAUCCA